Solenopsis invicta (red fire ant) is the source of this 1564-nucleotide messenger RNA. RefSeq names its product odorant receptor 13a. Lineage: Eukaryota; Metazoa; Arthropoda; Insecta; Hymenoptera; Formicidae. The record is from RefSeq and is a predicted model, not a curated record. Gene Ontology annotation, molecular function: odorant binding; olfactory receptor activity. The coding region runs from base 91 to 1257 and encodes 388 amino acids. Gene Ontology annotation, biological process: sensory perception of smell; detection of chemical stimulus involved in sensory perception of smell. The transcript has 5 exons. Gene Ontology annotation, cellular component: plasma membrane.
GACAGUGCACCCUCAGUUCCUCCUCAAACCAGCGUACCGGAUGUGCCAAUACUAAUCUUCAUUUUCCUACGUUUCACAAACUGUUGGCGAAUGACAAUCACAAAUACUGUCAGCCCGGCGCUGAAAUUCGGCCUUCAACUCCUCGGCCUGUGGCCGGGAGUAUCGUAUUCUAUUAUCUAUUGGUCGAGUUUUAUGUUAAGCAUGAUAGUCAUGCAGUACUUUCAGUACUUGUAUAUACUUAAUCAUAUUAAAGUCAGUGAGCUCUUGAAUCUCGUUGACAGUAUACCAUUAGCUCUAGAUUACGGUCUGACCAUUUUUAAAUUGAUUAGUCUGUGGUUACAUCGCAGAGUCCUUCAUGAAAUCCUAACUGCUAUGGAUAACGAUUGGCGCGAGUGCAUCAAUGUUGAUCGACAAUUGUACGUUAUGCAAAUGAAAGCUAAUAUAUCGCAUAUUUGUUGCAACGCUAUAUUGAGCUUUAAUGCAAUUGCUACGUUACUUUACUUCGUAGGAGAUUACAUAGUUCAUAUCAUGUUUCUAAGUAAAGAUUACAAUGAUACUUUACGACGGUUGCCUUUAAAGGCGCAAUUACCCUACGAAACUCAACAAUCGCCAUUGUUUGAAAUUGUCUUUGCGAUGUUACUUUUACAUGUGUUUUUACAUGCAAGUGCGGUCGGUAUUAUAAACGGAUUGAUCUUUACUUUGGUGCUUCACGUAGGCGGACAAAUCGAUAUAAUAUGUCAAAAAUUCAAAAAUACCUCUGAAAAUACACUUUUUUCUAAAACUUCCGUACCUUCAUUUGGAAUGUUGAUUGAGAGACAUAACCGGAUUAUAUCAGCUUCUGACAAUAUCGAAAAACUGUUCUCCUUUAUUGCUUUGAUGCAAGUUCUUUGGAAUACUUUAGUUAUUUGCAGCCUCGGAUUUGCCUUUACAUUUUUUAUUCAUAAUGGAGCCAACGUUUUCGGAUUAGUGAAAAGCAUUUUUGGUUAUUUUGGUGUAACGAUAGAAGCCUUUGUCAUUUGUUUUGCCGGAGAGUAUCUUAGCCAUAAGGGUAAAUUAAUUGCCAAUGCAUCAUACGAAAUGAUGUGGUAUGAUAUGCCAUCUAAACAGAGUAAAAUUAUAAUAUUCAUAAUAAUGAGAUCUCAAAAGCGGCUGACGAUCACGGCAGGAAAAAUGACAGAUAUGUCAUUCGGAGCUUUUACAAGUGUAAGCUUUCAAAUUUUUAUUAUUCUACUAAAAGAUAUACAAUUAUAUAUAUAAAUUUAUUUAUUUUAUUUAUUUAAUUAUUAUUAUGUUUUAUAAAAGAUAUUACAGUUAAUUUUGAAAUCUGUUGUGUCACAUGUCUUUUAUGCGUGAAUAUGUUUGUAAAUUAAACUUAAUAUCUUUUAACCUUUUUUAGAUCAUAAAAGCAUCAGCAUCAUAUGUAUCCGUCUUGAAUGCUAUGUACUAAUAUCAAUAAAAUUGUAUUACUCAUUAACUAAGUUUAUAGUGUAAUUAAUAUAAUUUGAUAAGUUAAAACAUACUAGUAUGUGAUAACAAAUAAAGAAUUAAAGAAUAUUACUAACAA